CUUACAUGUUAUUGCAUCGAUCGAGUAUUUGACAAAAAACUACCACAUUAGGGGUAUCCGUCCCACAGAACUACCACUUUCAAAAAAGUGACUAAUAACUACCGAAAAUUUCAAAUUUUGUGGCAAAAAACUACCAAGUCGUGUUGAUCGUCCAUUUAGCCGUUUUAACCGCUUAACUGACAGGGAUGGCCCACAUGGCAGGCCGACGGCGGCCCUAACGGCUAACGGACGCCCGCUCGCGGCCGUUAGUGGCCCGGCUCGGUCGGAACCAGCCAGGGGCUAGGUCAAAACGACCGACCGGCCGGCCGACCGAGCGAACCAUCAGUCACUCACUCCUCUCCCCGAGCUCUCUUCUUCCUCUGUUUCCUCCGGCGACUGCGACGCGGCGGCGCGAGGAUGCCUUCCUGGCCCAACAGCAACGAGACAUCCGACGCCGACGAUGACGAGUACAUGGAUGAGUACAGCAGCAUGCAAAUGGAGUAUUUUCAAACUCCUGACACGGUGAUAGAUCCAAGUUUCAGUGGGCUUGUGGUUGAAUCUGACCGUAAGUGCAUCCUGCACAGGCAGAGACCAGGCAGGUUUGUGGCAUUUGAAGGGACUGACACUGGAAGGAGAUUCAUUGGAUGUGCUACUACGGAUGGUGUGAACUGUGGUGUUCUGGAGUGGGUAGAUGCCCCUUGGCCAGUAAUCCUGCAGAGGUGUUUAACCAAGCUGUGGGAUAUGUAUCAUGAGGAGAACCUUGGUAGAGUCCAAGACAAAGAAGCUCAUGAGAUAGAGGUUGAGAAACUGAAGAAGGAGCUGGAUUCUCUUGCCAAUCAGUACAGUCAGCUUGUGGAUGAUGUAUCCAAGCUGUUUGAUUACCAGGAUGGGCAGAAAUCCCAUGACAUGGAUUACACAAGCCAGGCAAUCAAUGAACUUAAGGAGAAGAAGCAUCAGCUUGAGGAGCAGGCAAAGAUUGAGGUUCAAAUGGAGAAGCUUAAGCUGAAGAAAGAACAGAGGAAGGCCAUGAAGGAGAUACAAGUGGAGAGAGACCUCCUUAAAGAAGAGAAGAAGAAGCUGGAGCAUGUCAUUUCUGAGCUACUGAAGAUCAUUUUGGUUGUGGUGUGGGGUGCUGUUAUGGCCCUGAUCUAUUGCACAAACUUGGAGAUACAAGUGGAGAGAGACCUCCUUAAAGAAGAGAAGAAGAAGCUGGAGCAUGUCAUUUCUGAGCUACUGAAGGUUGGUCAUGGGUCCAAGGAAAAGCUGGACAAGAUCAAACAAGUUGUCAUGGAGGAGUGA
Messenger RNA from Aegilops tauschii subsp. strangulata, 1278 nucleotides. The record is from RefSeq and is a predicted model, not a curated record. NCBI's taxonomy places the organism in Eukaryota, Viridiplantae, Streptophyta, Magnoliopsida, Poales, Poaceae.